Molecule: messenger RNA, 2459 nt
Organism: Gorilla gorilla gorilla (western lowland gorilla)
Lineage: Eukaryota; Metazoa; Chordata; Mammalia; Primates; Hominidae
Gene: CPSF3
Product: cleavage and polyadenylation specific factor 3
Exons: 18
Coding region: 435-2378 (647 amino acids)
Biological process (GO): mRNA 3'-end processing by stem-loop binding and cleavage
Cellular component (GO): mRNA cleavage and polyadenylation specificity factor complex
Molecular function (GO): RNA binding; RNA endonuclease activity; 5'-3' RNA exonuclease activity
Source: RefSeq, a predicted model, not a curated record
UAGAAAGUAUGUCCUUUACACAUUCAUUCAGUAAGACUUCAUUGAGCACCUGCUUGGGACAUAGUCCGUUUCCUUCUGCUUAGUUCACACCUGUCAUGUCUUCCUGUGAUGAGCAAACACUGAGCAAGUGUCAAGCACCACACAUGGGGAUAUAGACGCAACAGAGGGCCCAGUUAAUUGCUCUCGCCCUUUUGGAGAGAAUUACAGUGCACAGUGGGAAAUAUUGGAGAGAUACUUUGGAAUAAUAGGAGACCAUUACUUUGAAGUCAGACCUGAAGUCCAUUAUCUACUUGACCACUUAGUAGGACAACAGUCUCACUGAACCCGUCUUCUCAUAUGGAAAUAAGCUAAAACUUGAAGAGUAAACAUCGCGUGGAGCUGGGCAAGAAGUAGGAAGAUCAUGUAUUAUUCUGGAGUUCAAAGGAAGAAAAAUAAUGCUCGACUGUGGGAUCCACCCUGGCCUAGAAGGAAUGGAUGCUCUUCCUUAUAUUGAUUUAAUUGACCCAGCUGAGAUUGAUCUCCUAUUAAUUAGUCAUUUCCAUUUGGAUCACUGUGGAGCUCUGCCCUGGUUUCUACAGAAGACAAGUUUUAAAGGAAGAACAUUUAUGACUCAUGCCACAAAAGCUAUUUAUAGAUGGCUUCUUUCCGAUUAUGUCAAAGUUAGUAACAUAUCAGCAGACGACAUGCUGUAUACCGAGACCGAUUUGGAAGAAAGCAUGGACAAAAUUGAAACUAUCAACUUUCACGAAGUUAAGGAAGUUGCGGGAAUCAAGUUUUGGUGUUACCAUGCAGGUCACGUCCUAGGAGCCGCCAUGUUCAUGAUUGAGAUCGCAGGCGUGAAGCUUUUGUACACUGGUGAUUUCUCAAGACAAGAAGAUAGGCACUUAAUGGCAGCUGAAAUUCCUAAUAUUAAGCCUGAUAUUCUUAUCAUUGAAUCUACUUAUGGGACCCAUAUCCAUGAAAAACGUGAAGAGCGAGAAGCAAGAUUCUGUAACACUGUCCACGAUAUUGUAAACAGAGGAGGCAGGGGUCUCAUUCCUGUCUUUGCUCUUGGAAGGGCUCAGGAGCUGCUCUUGAUUCUGGAUGAGUACUGGCAGAAUCACCCAGAACUACAUGACAUUCCAAUAUACUAUGCAUCAUCUUUGGCCAAGAAGUGUAUGGCAGUGUACCAGACAUAUGUAAAUGCCAUGAAUGACAAAAUCCGCAAACAGAUCAACAUCAAUAAUCCCUUUGUUUUCAAACACAUUAGUAACCUCAAGAGCAUGGAUCAUUUUGAUGACAUUGGUCCCAGUGUUGUAAUGGCCUCCCCAGGCAUGAUGCAAAGUGGCUUAUCCAGAGAGUUAUUUGAAAGCUGGUGUACUGAUAAGAGGAAUGGUGUCAUUAUAGCAGGAUACUGCGUAGAAGGGACACUUGCCAAGCACAUCAUGUCUGAACCUGAAGAAAUCACUACUAUGUCUGGACAGAAGUUACCACUGAAAAUGUCUGUUGAUUACAUUUCUUUCUCAGCUCACACGGAUUACCAGCAAACCAGUGAAUUUAUUCGUGCUUUGAAACCGCCUCAUGUGAUUUUAGUCCAUGGAGAACAGAACGAAAUGGCCAGAUUGAAAGCAGCACUGAUUCGAGAAUAUGAAGAUAACGAUGAAGUUCACAUAGAGGUUCAUAAUCCUCGGAAUACAGAAGCAGUGACCUUAAACUUCAGAGGAGAAAAACUAGCCAAGGUUAUGGGAUUUUUAGCAGACAAAAAACCAGAACAAGGCCAGCGGGUCUCAGGAAUACUUGUUAAAAGAAACUUUAAUUAUCACAUACUUUCUCCUUGCGACCUGUCCAAUUAUACUGACUUGGCCAUGAGCACUGUGAAGCAGACCCAAGCCAUUCCAUAUACUGGUCCCUUUAAUUUGCUCUAUUACCAGCUGCAGAAAUUGACAGGUGAUGUGGAAGAAUUAGAAAUUCAAGAAAAACCUGCUCUGAAAGUGUUCAAAAAUAUUACUGUAAUACAAGAACCAGGCAUGGUGGUAUUAGAAUGGCUGGCAAACCCUUCUAAUGAUAUGUAUGCAGAUACAGUAACAACUGUGAUAUUGGAAGUUCAGUCAAAUCCCAAAAUAAGAAAAGGUGCAGUACAGAAGGUUUCUAAAAAAUUAGAAAUGCACGUUUACAGCAAGAGGUUGGAGAUCAUGCUGCAGGACAUAUUUGGAGAAGACUGUGUAAGUGUAAAGGAUGACUCUAUUCUUAGCGUCACAGUGGACGGGAAAACUGCCAACCUUAACUUGGAGACACGGACUGUAGAAUGUGAAGAGGGAAGUGAAGACGAUGAAUCCCUCCGAGAAAUGGUGGAGCUGGCUGCACAGAGACUGUACGAGGCCCUGACGCCAGUUCACUGAGACUGUGCCUGUAUAUGAACUUUGAAAAAAUACUUGACUCUACUUCUGUUACCUAAAAUAAAAUGCAUUCGUUUCUCGGGG